Thlaspi arvense is the source of this 549-nucleotide messenger RNA. NCBI's taxonomy places the organism in Eukaryota, Viridiplantae, Streptophyta, Magnoliopsida, Brassicales, Brassicaceae. The record is from the annotation of a GenBank genome assembly.
GCGUUCUACUGUGGAGAAAAAAGUGGUUCGAAGAUGAAUCAUUGUAACCUUCAGCAGAACGCCUUCAUGUCCCGUGACGAAUCCAGAGGAUACGAUCUCUCUUGUGUCACAUCUCUUGUUUGUCCUAAGCCUCGUCGCGUUUGCAUUCUCCCAGACAACGUUUUUCGUCCUUUUAGAUUACAUUCGAGUCAAUCAGAAUCAGGAGCAGCUGAUGUAUGUGAUUCCAAAGCUGGGGCGGAUCUUUUGGACAUAAUUCGUAGAAAGGAAGAAACACCAUUUGCUGUAGCUUCAUCGCCUCCAUUUUUCCUGGGGUCUCCCCCGAGCAGAGCAGGAAACCCGUUAGCUCAAGAUGCGCGAUUUGGGGAUGAGAAACUCAGCUCAACCUCACCCUCGCUCUCACCAUUCCUCCCAUCUCCAUCUCCAUCACGUGUCAAAGGAGGAGGUUGUGGUCGAGUCAAGUUUGGGCUUAAACCAGCAGCUGUUAGGGUAGAAGGAUUCGAUUGCUUGAACAGGGACCGCCAGAACUCGAGCAUCACUGCCAUGGCUUAG